Entelurus aequoreus (snake pipefish) is the source of this 1421-nucleotide messenger RNA. Its product is annotated as histone-lysine N-methyltransferase PRDM9-like. Bases 114 to 1193 code for a protein of 359 amino acids. Lineage: Eukaryota; Metazoa; Chordata; Actinopteri; Syngnathiformes; Syngnathidae. The transcript has 2 exons. Gene Ontology annotation, cellular component: nucleus. The record is from RefSeq and is a predicted model, not a curated record.
UGCAUCGCGCAUGCGCAAACGGAUCGGGCAAGCCCAGUUACUCGGGCGGUGACACAGACGUUAGCAUUUAGCAUUGCUCAAGCUUGUCAGUGUGCUCGAUGUAAAGCAUCGACAUGUUGAAACAGUUGGUGAAAGAGCGACUAAUGGCGGCAGCUGAUGAAAUAUUCGCGCUGUUUGAAAGCACGUUAACGUCGUACGAGGAGGAACUUUCUCGAACGAGAGAGGAGAAGGAGCGACAUCGACAACAACUGGAAGCUGCUUGCAAAACUCAAAUUGUGCUACACGUUGAAGAUGGCCAGCAGCGUCGUCAAGAAGAACAUCCCCCUACGCCACGGGAGGGAAGCUCCACGUUGAAGCAGGAGGAUCCACAGCCCCCCCACAUUAAAGAGGAAGAGGAGGAACUCUGGAUCAGUCAGUCAGGAGAAGAGUGUUUUCUCGGGCCGCGGGAGGCUGAUCUCACCAAGUUGCCUCUGACUGGUGUCUCUGUGAAGACUGAAGACAAACCCCAAGUUGACAACCUCUUAGCUCCUCUAUCAGAUAGUGACGACAUGACAUCACACUCUGCUGAGGAUGAAGACGAGGACAACACCCAAGAACCUUUGAGCAGCGAUACAGACUGUGAGGGUGGCAUGAGGACUCACACCGACAACAAACACCCCGAAUGCUCUGAAAAUAAGACGGACAAAAAACGUUUUACCUGCUCGGUUUGUGGCAAAAGCUUUUGCGUCAAAAAGGAUUUUGCGCGGCACACGAGAACGCACACGGGAGAAAAACCUUUCAGUUGCUCGUUCUGCAGUCAACGGUUCACUCAGAAAGACAAUAUGAUCUCGCACAUGAGAACGCACACCGGAGAAAAGCCUUUUAGUUGCUCACUUUGCUGCAACAACUUUUCCCAGAGGUCCACGCUGACCGCACACAUGAGAACACACACGGGGGAAAAGCCUUUCAGCUGCUCAGUUUGCGCCAGCACUUUUUCUCAUAAGGGCUCCUUGACGGUGCACAUGAGAAAGCACACGGGGGAGAAACCGUUUAUUUGUUCAAUUUGCGGCGAUACGUUUUCUCGGAGGGCCAGUAUGGAAUUGCACAUGAGGAAACACACAGGAGAAAAACCUUUCAGUUGUUCAGUUUGCGAUAAAGGUUAUUACCAUAAGAAGAGCUUGAGGGCGCACAUGUCAACACACGAUGCAGAGUAAAUGUUUUCAUGUCCAGUUUGUGCUCAAGUGGUUGAAGUGUAUGGUCACGAAGUAGUCGUUAGUGUUUCCCAUGUAUUCAAAAUUAUAUGUAAGACUGCCACAAGUAAUAAACAUAAAUAUAUACGGUAUAUAUAUUUUGUUUGUAUUUUUUAAAGGUGUUGCGCUACAGUAACAGUGUUUCCCAUAAACUGCCAAGAUACCUGUGGUGGUGGGGGCGUGGCUAUGGGC